This is a messenger RNA of Oryzias latipes (Japanese medaka), 1793 nucleotides long. It is a transcript of the gene c1qtnf4, whose product is annotated as C1q and TNF related 4. NCBI's taxonomy places the organism in Eukaryota, Metazoa, Chordata, Actinopteri, Beloniformes, Adrianichthyidae. The record is from RefSeq and is a predicted model, not a curated record. Gene Ontology annotation, molecular function: protein binding.
CUCUCCUGCUUUGUCUGCUUGGUGCUGUAUCUCCACAAACACGCGCACACACAGACUCAGGUAAACGCGCGUCCUCAGAUUUAGGUCAGUGGGCACGAGCAGCCUGUGGGGGUCCUUUGAUGAAAAAAGCCCAUCAGCAAGCGAGAAACAGAUAGAGGAGGGGCAGAGAGGCGGUGCUGCGUCGCAGGGGGGAGGGGGUGAUCGACGGAGCUGGGGAGGCAGAAGUUUCAGAUCUCCACGCACGACCAGGACAGAGGAAGGCACGUGCGCCCAGACAACAUGCCGCUGCCGCCACUCCUUCUCGUCGCUCUGCUGUGCCUGAGUCAGCCACUCGGUGUGCAGACUUUGGUUCGUCUGCUGGACGACGUAGAGCUGCGCUCAGCUUUCUCGGCGGCUCGCACUAACAGCAUGGAGGGUGGACCAAAAAUGACCGUUACCUUCGAUGUGGUUUAUGUCAACAUUGGUGAAGAUUUUGACGCAAAAGCUGGCUUGUUCCGCUGUCGCAUCUCGGGAGCGUACUACUUUUCCUUCACAGUAGGAAAGUUCCCCCACAAAGACCUUUCUGUGAUGCUGAUGAAGAACAGGAAUGAGGUGCAAGCCAUUGUGUAUGAGGAAAACGCUGGAGAGGAGAGGAAGGUUCAGAGCCAGAGCGUCAUGCUUCAGCUGGAGUUUGGGGACACUAUCUGGCUCCGUCUCCAUGGUGACCCUCGCUAUGCGCUCUACAGCAACACUGGACACUACACCACCUUCAACGGUUACCUUGUCUACCCUGACAUCUACAGCUACCAGACUCAUAACUAUCAACACCCUAUUUCCCCCCUGCGGGAUGAUGGUCAGCUACUGGGUGAAAAAAGGGACAGAGAAGAGGCCAGCUCCAACCCAAAAGACACCUUGGAGAAAAAGGAAGAGCUGAUCGGAGACGAACUGGAUGAGCAAGCCCUUGCUGCUGAGGAAGAUGACAGGAGAUCGGCCUUCUCUGUUGGCCGCACUCAGAGCAUUCUGGGACUGAACCCAGUCGGAAUGCCCCAGCACCAACCAAUCACUUUUGACGCAGCGUUUGUCAACAUAGGAGAAGACUUCAACAUCACAGAGGGGGUGUUCACCUGCCGCAUUCCUGGGGCGUACUACUUCUCAUUCAACGUGGGCAAGCUGCCCCAGAAGACGCUCUCUGUGAAGUUGAUGAAGAACCACUUGGAGGUGCAGGCCAUGAUCUAUGACGACAGCCACGGCGAGAAGGCCCUGCAGAGUCAGAGCCUGAUGUUGGCCUUAAAGCCAGGAGACGUCGUCUGGCUCUACUCCCACCAAAGAGAUGGUUUUGGAGCCUACAGCAACCAUGCUAAAUACAUCACUUUCACAGGCUUCCUUGUUUACCCCGAUAUUGCCCUUAAUUCCCCCACCAGCGGUCCUCCCAUCAGCCAAUCAUAUGUCAACAAAACUCCCUAACUCCAGGUUAGAGCUUUAGACUGAGUGUGACAGCAGGAGUUCUUGCUUUCUUUUUUUCUUUUUUUUGGCAGGGGGGUAUCUUCUUUCUUCCUAAGACUUGAACUCCUUCAAAAAGUCAGAGAUGCAUGCAAACAAUUCCUCAAAUUCUGGCUUCCAUGACUCAUCCUUAAGGGAGGGUGGCUGUCCCGCAUCCAUGAGCUGCUGGGUGUGAUGGUGUGAUGGCUGUGCCAAUGGAAGGCAGAGGGACCUUUUAAAGGGUCUAUAUCAUGCUAAAUCAACUUCUUUUUUAGCUUUGAAGUGUUUUAUAAUGGUCCGUCCUCUCCAUAAACAACCCAAAAGCUGUAUUUUGC